This is a messenger RNA of Heterocephalus glaber (naked mole-rat), 1971 nucleotides long. RefSeq names its product olfactory receptor 4B13. Gene Ontology annotation, biological process: G protein-coupled receptor signaling pathway. Gene Ontology annotation, cellular component: membrane. Gene Ontology annotation, molecular function: olfactory receptor activity; G protein-coupled receptor activity. The record is from RefSeq and is a predicted model, not a curated record. Lineage: Eukaryota; Metazoa; Chordata; Mammalia; Rodentia; Bathyergidae.
UUUUCUCAAGAUACGUCUUCUACAAAUGGAACCCACAACCAGUACAAAUAAUGUGACUGAGCUGAUCAUCACUGGGCUUUUCCAAAGUGUGGAGGUGCAGAGAGCAUGCUUUGUGCUAUUCUUGCCCGUGUACCUGGCCACACUGCUGGGCAACGGCCUCAUCGUCCUGACAGUCAGUGUCAGUCAGAGCCUGCGCUCCCCCAUGUACUUCUUCCUGGGCUACCUGUCCCUGGUGGAGAUCUGUUACUCCUCCACUGUGGUGCCUAAGUUUGUUGUGGAUCUGCUUGCCAAGGUUAAAAUCAUCUCCUUCAAGGGAUGCCUGGCUCAGAUAUUCUUCUCCCACUUCUUUGGGGUCACUGAGGUCCUCCUGCUUGUGGUGAUGGCCUAUGACCGCUAUGUGGCCAUCUGCAAGCCUCUGCACUACAUGAGCAUUAUGAGUCGCCAACUGUGUCACAUGCUGUUGGCCGGUUCCUGGCUGGGGGGCUUUCUUCACUCCCUUAUUCAGAUUCUCAUCACCAUCCCAUUGUCCUUCUGUGGUCCCAAUGUCAUUGACCACUACUUCUGCGACCUCCACCCCUUAUUCAAGCUGGCCUGCACCGACACCUCUGUGGAGGGGUUUAUCGUGCUGGUCAACAGUGGAGUCAUCUCCAUCUUUUCCCUCAUCAUCUUACUGUGCUCCUACAUCAUCAUCCUCGUCAGCCUGAGGAACCAUUCUGCAGAGGGGAGGCGCAAGGCCCUCUCCACCUGUGCCUCUCACAUCACAGUGGUCAUCUUGUUUUUUGGACCUGGUAUCUUCAUCUACAUGCGUCCCUCCUCUACCUUCACUGGGGACAAACUGGUGGCUGUGUUCUACACAGUCAUCACCCCCAUGCUGAACCCCAUCAUCUACACACUCAGAAACAUGGAGAUGAAAAUUGCCUUGAGGAAGUUGUGGAGCAGAAAGGAGGAUUCCUAAUAAAAAGGACUCUGAUGUACAGAAAAAGGAUUUAAAAUGUCUAAUUAUAGUGUGUUCUGAAAUGAUUAUGAUUUCAGUGUGAUAUGUAGGUAUUGCACCAUGAAAUAGAAGUACUUAAUGCUAUUGCUGCCAGCAUUCUCUGAAGUCACCAAAGACUCCCUGGUAUCAUGGUAUAAUGUUCCGAGGACAGAGGUGAGGGAUUCUCAGUGACUCCUAAGGGACUUGAGUGGCAUUAGGAUAUCCCACAGUCUUAUGCGUUUGUGUGAUUGGAAGGCUCAACCCAAGAGAAAAUGUGAAGGGGAGUAUUUUCACAGUGAAAGUUUGUCAAAAUCACUCUCUUGCUUUUAUAUAUUUGUGGGUACAAUGUUGAGGCAGGAGAUUAGGGUGUGGGCAGCCAUCUGGGCAAGUGGAUGUGUCCUGUUAGUUACAGAGAUCCAGCGCACAUGUCCCCAACCCCAUAAGACUAUCCCUGGGGGGAGGGAGACAGUAAAAUGGGAGUAAGAAUGAUCAAGAUACAAUGUGUGUAUGUAGAAAUCUUCUGAGAUGAAUUUAAUUGCUAUGUAGCACAAACAUAUAGUAAUAAAAUAUUUAAAAAGGCUAACACUAGCAUGGGCUUCAUAAGUUUAUUCUGAAUAUUAAACAGAUCGUAUAUACAUGUUCAGCCUUUAGAAGGAAGCAUAGUGCAGAGAACAUGGCACUCAAUAAAUAUUCACCACCACCAUGGUCAUCAGCAGUGCUGGUUGUGAACUUCAUUGUGUGAUGAGUGGAUCCCUACCAACAUGGUGUCCUUCUUCUGUCCCGAGAACUGCUGAGACUAGGGCUUGAUUCUGCCCCAGAGCUUUUAAAUAUGUGAAGGCAGUGCCGUUGUUUUGUUUUGAGACUUUUUUGGGCUAAAUAUUCUUUUGCUCUGUUAUUUCAUUGCUUUUAAGCACAAUAUAGUAUCUGGUGCUCUAAGGUACUCAAUAUUUUAAAAAGGAUCAAGAUAUAGAGGGAGGAAGAGGGAGAGAAGGUAAAAG